Larimichthys crocea (large yellow croaker) is the source of this 2948-nucleotide messenger RNA. It is a transcript of the gene prr35, whose product is annotated as proline rich 35. The coding region runs from base 262 to 2481 and encodes 739 amino acids. NCBI's taxonomy places the organism in Eukaryota, Metazoa, Chordata, Actinopteri, Sciaenidae. The transcript is spliced from 4 exons. The record is from RefSeq and is a predicted model, not a curated record.
GGACGCGCUGCCCUCUCGGUGCCGCUGCAGAGGAGUGACAGCCAGCCACACCGGGACGCUCUUUAGACAACCAGCUCAUCCUCCUGACAAUCAUCUUAGGUUCAACAAAUGCUCUUUUCCAUCGACCUACCAAACUGAGGAAAAGCUCACAUCCAGUGAAAUGUACCCUGGCACAAAAGAUAAAAAAAACAUAAAAAUCUAUUUUGAAUUAUCAUCGUUUUAAUUCAAUCGUAUAAUCUUUACAAAUACAAAGACUCAAUCAUGUCCAAGGACGAUGCUUGUAAAGUGACGUCUGCCAGCAAACACAAGGAGCGAAAGCCGAAGAAGCCUCACUACAUCCCCCGGCCAUGGGGCAAACCCUACAACUACAAGUGCUUCCAGUGCCCGUUCACCUGCAUGGAGAAGUCCCACCUGUACAACCACAUGAAGUACAGCCUGUGCAAGAACUCCCUUUCUCUGCUCAUAGAGUCAGACUGGCCGUAUAAAAAGGGCAACAUCCUGCACCCAGAGCAGCUACGACCCUUUCAGCAGGCACACAGCCUUCAAGCUCCCGGGAAAGAUGGACUAGAGCAGGUAACAGGGACUGAGGAGAGACAAAGGCAAAGACGGGCGGUGGAGGAGGAAGGUGAGGACAGGGAAAGCCAGGGAGCAGAAGAUGAAGAAGAGGGAGGACGAGGAGAGGGAGUAGAGGUCACUGGGCUGAUGAAGGAGAGCGGCGGUAACAAUAGAGGAGACACAGCAGAGUGCGUUACCAAGAAAAUCAAACAGCCGGAGUCUGAGUUACUCAUGGCUGACAUGCUAUCCUUAGAAGAUCAGCUUUUACGAGCACGCUCAGUAGAAGUAGAAGCUCAGCUGAAACACUACAAACUAUCCAAGACGUGUCUAACAGCUCCAGGCCUGCUAUCGGAGCAGUGGCGGCUGUUGGCGUCCAGCCACACUAAGUCCAAAACUGAAGCUGCUCAGCCGAGAGUGAGUAGUUCAAUCCCAUGUUACCCUCCUCCACCAAACCUGGUAGAUUACCAGGAUCCCACCGGACUCAACCUGUCAAUGCUCGGGGUGGGCUACCCCAUCAGCCCCAGCCUCUUCUCCUACAUGAACUCAGCCAUUCCCGCUGCCACAGGUGUCACUGCCCAGACCCACGCACAGCUCGCCCAGCUUCCCUUUUUGGCGUCGGCUGCUCAGCUAAUGCACCCAGCCUCCAACACCCACACAGAAAGAGCUCUUAUCCCCCCUCGUCUCUACUACCCCUUCCUGUGUGAGCACACAUUCAGCCCGGCCUCGAGUCACAGUGACACCAGCAAAGUGCUCAAGACGUCCCAAAACAGUCUAGAAGCGAAUCCCCUGUCUGGCUUCCAGCCUAAAGUGAAUCUGUGGAAAGUGCCUGCUUUGCGGCCAGGGACCACCACAGUCUCCCCUGCUGGCUGGGUGUCACCUCAGAGAGAGUCCCCUGACCAGGGCUACAGGUUGGGGGAUAAACUGCAGACUACAGCCAAGGAGGGCAAAGCAAGCUGGAGCCUCAAGAGGACAGGGGCCCCAGUGGGGAACCAUGAGGCACCUGUGGAGAAGAAGCCCGCCAUGGGUUUCACUUUAGACCUUCUGAAGAAUAUUCAGACUGCAUCAACUCUUAAUAUGGCAGCAGACAAACUUCUCUUCCAUGGCAGUUUACAGGAUGCCCAGCUUCAGACCCGGCCCACUGAACUGUGGUACAACGAUCAUCUGACAAGUCCCAACAGUGAAACAUCCUCUCUUUCUACCGGUGGUGGAUCCAAUAGCCAGGAAUCGACCGCUGCCCGGACAGUGGGGGAGGGAGCUUCAGAAUCAGUGGCUGCCCUCCUCAGUGACCUCUCCAAGGCCUUGCAGGAGUACCAGGAGGCUGAGCGUAAAAUCUCCCACCUGGAGAAGGAGGACCUUCCCGCCCAGCGCCACCUCUGGGAACACCUGAGCAAAAUCCGCAGCGAGCUCUCCCACAUCCACCAGGCACUGGAGCGGACGGCUCGCCAGAGUGACGGGCCUCUUGACCUGUCAGUGAAAAGGGGCCCGUCAGACUCGGUAGGUGACCACAGCAUGAGAGAGGAUGGAAGCCUUAAAGACAACACGACAGAGACGGAGGAGGACGACGAGGAGCUGGAGGAUAAAAAAGAGGAAGAAGAGAACGAGAGCGAGAGGAAGGCGAUGAAGGCGUCGUUGGAGAGUCGUAAGCAGUCACUGGACAUGCUGAUCAAAAUGAGUCAGGCGUCGGUGGGAAACACAGAGGUUCUCUCUCCUGGUGGUCUUGGCAUGAGGCCCAGUUCUGCUGAGGCCUUGUGGCCGAGCAGAACCACCAAGUGUGAGGCGGACUCCAGCGUCCUGCUCUGCCCCGACGGCCGAUCAGUGGUGUUCACCGACAUCCCCUCUUCUGCCAAAACCCCAAAGAGACCUCCGUCCAUACAGCGACUAGAGGCUCAGUGUCCUCCGAGCCCUUUGACAGCCACUGACAAUUAAACUUGUGUUUUUCUGACUAAUAUAACUCAUACAGUUGUUCAAAUGCAGUUGUCUUCAUCAUUACUGGCAUGUCUUUGAUUUUCACUGGCUGGAGAGGACCGUCACUCUUAUUCUCAGUUUAACUUCACAAAAACCUCAAAUAUUUUGCACCUUAUGAGACAAACAGAGAAUGAAUGACGAUAUUUGAAAGAAAUUUCUUAAAAUGCACUACGGACAUUGAUUGUUACAAUAAGAUUUUCAUCUCUAAAAAUUAUUUUAAAAUGUAACAUCAACACUUAGUAAUAGUAAUUUGCAUCAGAAUCAUUUGAACAAUUAAGUCCUUUAAAAUCAUGUUGAGAGACAAUCCUUUGAAUGGAUUUGUAAAUAUUGUAAUUACAAUAAAUGUAAGUAAAAUGUUUUAACAGGUAAAUGGUUUUAUAUGGAUGAUGUUAUGUUGGACUGCAUCAUUUCACUUGAUGCCAAGUAUU